GGCGGGGAAAUGCAGCCCCCGGGCCCUCAGCAGCCGCCGCAGCCGCCGCCGCUCUUCGCGCCCAACAACGGGGACUUCACUUUCGUCUCCUCGGCCGACGCCGAAGAUCCUAGUGGGUCCAUAACAGCUCCAGAUGUUAAGCUAAAUCUUGGAGGAGAAUUCAUCAAAGAAUCGUCUGCAACUACAUUCCUGAGGCAGAGGGGGUAUGGCUGGCUUCUGGAGGUGGAAGAUGAUGACCCAGAAGAUAACAAGCCACUCCUGGAAGAGCUCGACAUUGAUCUGAAGGAUAUUUACUACAAAAUCCGAUGUGUGUUGAUGCCUAUGCCGUCUCUUGGGUUUAAUAGGCAGGUAGUGAGAGACAAUCCAGACUUCUGGGGUCCUCUGGCAGUUGUCCUCUUCUUCUCAAUGAUUUCAUUAUAUGGACAAUUUAAGGUUGUUUCUUGGAUUAUAACUAUCUGGAUAUUUGGAUCCUUGACAAUUUUUUUACUGGCCAGGGUUCUUGGAGGAGAAGUUGCUUAUGGCCAAGUUCUUGGUGUGAUAGGAUAUUCCUUGCUUCCCCUCAUUGUCAUAGCUCCUGUACUUUUGGUGGUUGGAUCAUUUGAAGUGGUUUCUACCUUAAUAAAACUGUUUGGAGUCUUUUGGGCUGCAUACAGCGCUGCAUCUUUACUAGUCGGAGAAGAAUUCAAGACCAAGAAGCCCCUUCUAAUUUAUCCCAUCUUUUUAUUAUACAUUUAUUUCCUGUCCUUAUACACUGGGGUGUGAUCUAGUGAAAGAUGUGGCCAAAACCCAUGUUUUCUUCACUUGCAGACUGAUAAUGUGUAAGAUUAAGGAGGCUGGAAAUAAUACAAGUGACUGUUUUGUAUCCAGUUGUCAAGAUGUUUUAAGAUUGAAGAGCAUAUUUGUGUAUAUUAUUUAAUGAAGUAAUUGUAGCUAUAUAGAUUUGUAUCAAAGUUCUAGGUUUGUUUAAGACUCUUCAGAUUUUAAUGAACAAAAUAAAAGACCUUGUGUUUUAUAUAAAAAAAAAAAAAAAAAGUGUAGCAAAACCACAA
Molecule: messenger RNA, 1049 nt
Organism: Centrocercus urophasianus (Greater sage-grouse)
Lineage: Eukaryota; Metazoa; Chordata; Aves; Galliformes; Phasianidae
Gene: YIPF4
Product: Yip1 domain family member 4
Exons: 6
Coding region: 10-762 (250 amino acids)
Biological process (GO): endoplasmic reticulum to Golgi vesicle-mediated transport; vesicle fusion with Golgi apparatus
Cellular component (GO): membrane; trans-Golgi network
Source: RefSeq, a predicted model, not a curated record